CAACACACGAGAUACAAGCCAAGCCAGAGGACAUUCGUUUGGACAAGAAGUUAUUGAAAGUUUAAGGGUAAGUCUUCAGUCGUACUCAAGAUCAUCAAUCACCAAAAUUCAUCAUGAAUACCAAUGACUUCAUGAAAAUUGAAAAGAUCGGYGAAGGAACCUAUGGGGUAGUCUACAAAGCUAAAAACAGACAAACAGGAAAGCUCGUUGCUUUGAAAAAGAUUCGCCUUGAAGUCGAAGAAGAAGGCGUACCUUCGACCGCCGUGAGGGAGAUAUCGCUUCUCAAAGAACUAAAGCACCACCCGAAUGUCGUUGUCCUAGAAAACGUUCUCCAUGAAGAUUCUAAAUUAUAUCUGGUUUUUGAAUUUUUAACUUGCGAUUUGAAGAAGCACCUUGAUACAUCAAAGGGCCCCUUGGAUAGGAUGUUGGUCAAGAGCUAUCUCUAUCAGAUUACCAAUGCCAUGUAUUUCUGCCAUGCAAGAAGAAUCCUUCAYAGAGAUCUAAAGCCACAAAACUUGCUCAUUGACAAUAAUGGUUUGAUUAAGCUAGCUGAUUUUGGGUUAGGAAGAUCUUUUGGUAUCCCAGUUCGGGCAUACACACAUGAGGUUGUGACAUUGUGGUACCGUCCUCCUGAAGUCCUWUUAGGUAGCCAGCGCUAUGCCUGUCCAAUGGAUAUUUGGGGAAUUGCUUGUAUCUUUGCAGAGAUGGUCACAAAACGACCACUAUUUCAUGGAGACUCAGAAAUUGAUCAACUGUUCCGUAUUUUUAAAAUUUUAGGAACCCCUACAGAAGAACAAUGGAAAGGAGUUAGUCAGCUUCCAGACUACAAAGGAACAUUUCCAAAAUGGAGCGGAGAAGGCCUCAGAAAAGCWGUGCCAAAUAUUUGUGAUGAUGGACUAGACCUUCUUCAGGCAAUGUUAAUGUAUGAUCCUGCAAAGAGAAUAUCAGCCAAGAGAGCUCUGAAGCACAAGUACUUUGAUGACCUAGACAUUUCUUCUCUACCUGAAACUCCAGACAUUGCAUCUGUCAGCUAAAAUUAGUAUUUAGACAAUAUCUUCGCCUUUAAAAUGGUUUAWUAGGACUGUCCUUUUACUAGCCAUAUGACAUUUCUUUUGAGAGAAGCUUCAACAUUACUUAAACUUGAAAAAAAAUUUAUCGUGCAUUUUGGCUCUGAAUAUAUGUAUCAUGAUAAUAAUAUUAUUAUGCAGAAAUUGAAUGCUAGAUCUCAAUUAACUCAAUUUCCAGGAUAAUCUUAGAGCUAAUUGUAGUCAAGUUAAAAGGAACUGUUUCUUCAUCUUUAAAAGCACUUUAACUUGUACAUAUAAAUCACACUUAAUUAUUUGUCUGUAUAAUAUUACAUAGUUUUGGCAUUCUAGUUUUAAUUUCCAUGAAUUAGUUUAUACAAAUCCAGAAAUUACAUUGGAUGUUUUUUAUUUCUCCUUUGUGUAAUGAUGACCGUAAUGAAAACAAAACUAUGCAUAAAGGGGUAUGAAAUAUUUAGAUAAGGGAAACAGAAUACGAUAUAUUAUGUUAUGUUAUGUAAAUCAUUUUCAAAUUUCUUAGAGUGGGGAGGUUCAAUCCGUUAAACAAGAACAAUAUGCAACUA
Exaiptasia diaphana is the source of this 1606-nucleotide messenger RNA. RefSeq names its product cyclin-dependent kinase 1-B. Gene Ontology annotation, biological process: mitotic G2 DNA damage checkpoint signaling; protein phosphorylation; G2/M transition of mitotic cell cycle. The transcript has 7 exons. Gene Ontology annotation, cellular component: nucleus. Lineage: Eukaryota; Metazoa; Cnidaria; Anthozoa; Actiniaria; Aiptasiidae. Gene Ontology annotation, molecular function: ATP binding; cyclin-dependent protein serine/threonine kinase activity; RNA polymerase II CTD heptapeptide repeat kinase activity. The record is from RefSeq and is a predicted model, not a curated record. Bases 114 to 1034 code for a protein of 306 amino acids.